CCUUUGCACAACAGCCAAUCGGAUUGGAGAAGGAAGUUGCUCCCUUUGAUCCUGCAGGCAGGGGCCCCGGCAAAGACUCACAACUUGGCUCCCACCUCCCUGCACGGCAUGGAUGCAGAGGAGGAGGAGGACCCCAUGCGAGGCCUGCAAAAGGCUGCCCUUUGCUCCAUCUGCCUGGAGUAUUUCCAAGACCCGGUGUCCAUAGACUGCGGGCACAACUUCUGCCAGGCUUGCAUCGCCCAGUGCUGCGACGACGCCCGGACCCGCUUCUCCUGCCCUCACUGCCGCAGGAGGUCUUGCAAGAAAGAUUUCAGGCCUAACCGGGAACUGGCGGAGAUGGUGGAGAUCGCCAAGCGGUUCAAGAGCCAGGUGGAAGAAGCGCCGGGAGAGAGGAUGGGCAGGUGCCAGAAGCACCGGGAGCCUCUGAAACUCUUCUGCCAAGAUGACCAGAGCCUGAUCUGCGUGGUCUGCGACAGGUCCAAGGAGCACAAAACUCACGCAGUGCUCCCUGCCAAAGAGGCUGCCCUGGACUAUAAGGUAAGAAGGCAGUUGACCCAGGUAUCUUGCCUAUAUAUAUAUAUAUAUAUUUAAAUCUUUUCCAAGAUUUUUUUAAAUCAACAUUUUUUUCAUUCAUCUUAACACCAAAUUCAUCUUGUCUGACUCCCCACCCCCCACCCCCACGUUUCCAAGUUUCACAUUUAUUUUCCCUUUCAUAAACAACAAAGAAAUAAACAACUACCUGACAUUUAGAAGACAUCUGAAUGCAGCCCUGUUCAGGGAAGUUUUUAAUGUAUUUUUUAAUCUUGGUUGGAAACCGCCCAGAGUGGCUGGGGAAGCCCAGCCAGAUGGGCGGGGUACAAAUAAUAAAUUAUUACUAUUAUCGCAUAUAAUUACUUUUGUCCAAUUCAUUUCCAGUUCUUCUUUUUAGCUAAAUUAUCAAAAUACUUCAUGAAUGCUCCCGGCCGGAUUUAGGUUUGAUGAGGCCCUAAGCUACUGAAGGGAAUGGGGCCCUUUAUAUGUCCAGCUGCCCUUUGUCAACAACAAAUGGUGGUACCUCUGGUUACGUACUUAAUUUGUUCUGGAGGUCUGUUCUUAACCUGAAACUGUUCUUAACCUGAAGCACCACUUUAGCUAAUGGGGCCUCCCGCUGCCACUGCAUGGUUUCUGUUCUCAUCCUAAAGCAAAGUUCUUAACCCGAGGUACUAUUUCUGGGUUAGCGGAGUCUGUAACCUGAAGCGUAUGUAACCUGAAGUGUAUGUAACCCAAGGUACCACUGUAUGCUAUCUGGUAAUUUAUGGACCUAAUAUGUAUCUAAAGCCAUUUGCACAAGUUACCAUGCAACCAGUCCGUGCAGAAUGUAGGCACCCUAUACAUAGAAAUGAGCAACCCAGUGAUAUUUUAGGGAGCAGGCUAGCAGGCCAUUACAUCCUAGGAGCCUACACAACACAAAACACUGUUGCCGUAUGUAGGUUUUAUUUUAUUUAUUUUUCAUCUUACAUUUUGGAAAUGUACAUCCAGGUUUUUCUUUAAUUUUUUGGGGGGGGCCCCAAGAGAGUGGGGUCCUAAGCUAUAGGUUGUUUAGCUUAUACGUAAAUCCGGCACAAAAUGCUACAUCAAUCCUGCUAAUGUUUUAACACAUUUACAGUGUUCCUUAACAUACUUCCCCCCCCCCAAUCUUGCUUACAUUUCUUCUCGUCUUGAUGCCUGAUCUUCACAGUAAGUUUUGCCAUUUUGGCAUGCUCUUAUCAUCUUGAUUAUCCAUUCUUCCUUUGUUGGUACGCCUUCUUCUUUCCACUUUUGGGCAAAUAACGUUCUAGCAGCCAUGGUAGUGUACAUAAACAGUCUCUUUAGAUUCCUUGGUGUUUAUUCCCCUGUCCGUGACCCAGGAUUCAUUUAGAUUUGUACAGUGGUGCCUCGCAAGACGAAAUGAAUCCGUUCCGCGAGUCUCUUUGUCUUGCGGUUUUUUCGUCUUGUGAAGCACGGCUAUUAGCGGCUUAGCGGCUAUUAACGGCUUAGCGGCUUUAAGAAAAGAGGAAACAAACUCGCAAGAACUCGCAAGACGUUUCGUCUUGCGAAGCAAGCCCAUAGGGAAAUUCGUCUUGCGGAACGACUCAAAAAACGGAAAACUCUUUCGUCUUGCGGGGCACCACUGUACUGGCAGCUAACGUCUCUGACUGUGACAGUGUUGGUGGCAAACUGGAUUGUGCACAUGCUAUAUAUUUAAACCAUACCCACCCACACCCAAAUCCUGGGGACUGUGGUUUGCACUUUAAGGAGCUACAAACCACUGUCCUUAAGGUCUAGGGACAGGAUGUGCUGUAAAUGCAUGGUUUGUAAACAGUUACUGCUGGAAAAUGCAUGCAGCAGAAAUACCAUGGGAUUUAGUAUGAAAAGAGUCGAUUCCACAGAGAGAGUCCAAAACCAUACGCUCAUUUUCAUGUCGCUUUUAAUUUGUAUACCAUUUUUCUAUGUUACUGUACACAAGGUGGUUUGCAACAACAAACUGCACAACAAAGAACACACCUUACAAUAAUCUGAUCCCAUGCAAAAAAAAAAUAAUCAUAAUAAAGCAUAACUUUAAAAUGGAACGACAUUCAAUGCCCGUUUUCAGUGUGUCGCAGGGGGGCAGUUAACUGGGUUUUUGUUUUCAUCUUGUGAUUUUACGUUGUAACUGCCCUGAGAGCUGUGGGUAUAGGGCGGUAUACAAAUUUAAUGAUAAUAAUACCAAAUAAAGUAAUAUUCAAUAAUCUAUUAGAAUAUAAUGGCACACAAUAACAUUUAAAACAUCAGCAAGUGAUAAUUAAGCAGAAAUUCCUUCUUAACAAUUGCAAUAAAUAAUGAGCAAACGAUGAUCAAUGAAAAUAACUGCAAGGCACAACGCAGAAAACACCGCAAUACAUCCAAAACCAUGCAAAUUGAGAAACAAAGACACACAACUUUAAAAACUAAUUUUUAAAAAUCCCUAGACCCCUCUUCUCCCUUCCCAGCUGUUUCUGGGAGAGGCUAAUUAAUUGCUCAGCUGGGUUUAAAUGAGCUUGGAGUUGGUGAGGCUUUUCCCCUCUGCUUUGCAUUUCCUCACUGAGAAAGCUGACUUCUGCCGAAUUAUUUUAGAGUCUCUCUGUAGGUUUUCUUUUGGUGGGACUUUUCCAAGCAACUUCCUUUUUUUUUUUUUAAAUGAUAUUUAUUAAAAUUUCACAAGAAAAGGAUCACAUUAAUAAAAAAAUUAACAAUAAAAAGAAAAAUACAAAAUACAAAAAGGAAAAAGAAAAAACAGUUAAAAACAAUUCCGUCUUUUCAUCACUUCUUUUACGUUUACUUGUUUCCCGGACCUCCUCAUACCUCCCUCUUUUGUAUUCCAAUUCAAUUUGUUAGUCCAGCAAUUCCUUUCCCUCCUUUUAAUCCUGAUCUUUAAUCUUGAUAUAUUAUAACAUUAAAUUUUUACGUAUUAAAAACCAAUUUUUCCAUAUUCUUUUAUACCAUUACAGCUAGAAACCACUUAACUUCAAUCCAACAUCAUUCUAACAUUCAUUAAUUUUACAAUAUUUCUGUAAGUAGUCUUUAAAUUUCUUCCAAUCUUCUUCCACCGACUCUUCUCCUUUUCCAAGCAACUUCCAGCCAGGAGCACUGUGGACAUAAGCCAGUUCGCCUGUCCUUUUAGUGAAGCAGUUCCUCGUGAAGAAUUCGGCAAUAACUUUGGGCGUGUGCCUUUAAAGCAUGCAUGCUCCCUCUAAAAUCUCUUGACCAUUGUACAGUGGUACCUCGGGUUACAUACGCUUCAGGUUACAGAUGCUUCAGGUUACAGACGCUUCAGGUUACAGACUCCGCUAACCCAGAAAUAGUGCUUCAGGUUAAGAACUUUGCUUCAGGAUGAGAACAGAAAUCAUGCUCCAGCAGCAUGGCGGCAGUGGGAGGCCCCAUUAGCUAAAGUGGUGCUUCAGGUUCAGAACAGUUUCAGGUUAAGUACAGACCUCCGGAAUGAAUUAAGUACUUAACCCAAGGUACCACUGUAGUUUAUUAAGAGCUGAAGCUCUGAAGGAAGGAGUGUGUUUCAAAUGUACAGCGUCUGCAUCCUUUCCCUCAAAGAAUUCUGGGUAGUGUAGUUUACCAAUCACAGAGUUACAAUUUCCAGCAGCCUUAAACAAACUACAGAACCCAGAAUUUUGAAGGAAUGAAUAUGCUUUGAAUGUGCUUUAAAGGGGAAUACAGUCAGCAGAUGCAUCAGGUCUGUAGACUGCAAGUGCAAAAGCAGCUUACCACUAAUAGUAAUAUAGAUGGGCGGGGGAUUUACUUUUUAAAAUAAAACAUUCAUACCGUUGUUAAUUGUAUGAAUAGCAUCUGAUUUGUCUGUCCUAGCAAAAAUAAGUAUUUUUCCCUCCCCAGGAACAAAUUCAGACUGAAUCACAGAGUCUUAAGCAAGAGAGAGAGAAACUGGAGGAGCUUAAACAGGCCGGUAAAAGGACAACUGAAGAAAAUCUUGUAAGUCCCUCUUUUAAUUAGCGCUAACCCAAACUUUGUGGGGCGGGGGUUGUAAGAACAAUCUUGAAAGUUAUUUGUGGAAUGAAUAAUAUCCACUGGGAGGAUUGAUGAUGAUUUUCAUUAUCUUCCUGCGUUCGUUCACAAACUGCUCUGGGACUAAGUGAUUUUUUAAUUAUGGUACUUCAGUUCUGACCCUGCAGUCUCUUGUGAUGUGUAGGAGUCCUUAUUUACCAGUGCGGCCUAUUCUGACUGCUGUUGCAACAUACAAAUGGUCACAUCUUAUAGCAACUCUCCGCGAGCAGCGGCAGCGCUGCCGCUGCUCGCGGAGAGGUCCGCGAAGCCUGGGCGCGCUGAUCUCAGCGCGCGCAGGCUUCGGCAUGCCGGCAACUCUCCGCGAGCAGCGGCAGCGCUGCCGCUGCUCGCGGAGAGGUCCGCUGAAGCCUGGGCGCGCUGAUCUCAGCGCGCGCAGGCUUCGGCAUGCCGGCAACUCCUCCGCGAGCAGCGGCAGCGCUAGCCGCUGCUCGCGGAGAGGUCCGCGAAGCCUGGGCGCGCUGAUCUCAGCGCGCGCAGGCUUCGGCAUGCCGGCAACUCUCCGCGAGCAGCGGCAGCGCUGCCGCUGCUCGCGGAGAGGUCCGCGAAGCCUGGGCGCGCUGAUCUCAGCGCGCGCAGGCUCUCGGCAUGCCGGCAACUCUCCGCGAGCAGCGGCAGCGCUGCCGCUGCUCGCGGAGAGGUCCGCUGAAGCCCUGGGCGCGCUGAUCUCAGCGCGCGCAGGCUUCGGCAUGCCGGCAACUCCUCACACAAGUAUUUGGUGCAAAAAACCCCACCCCAUCCCUCAUUCUGUACCUUGAACAACAUUAGAAAUAUAUAAGAAAAUCUGGCAUUUAUGUAGCAUUUUUCCUAAAUGGCUCACAUACGUUAUUACAGUAUUUCUAGCCACAUAGCAAUACAGUGGUCCCUUGGUUCUCAAACUUAAUCUGUUCUGGAAGUUCAUGCCAAAACCAAAGCGUUCCAAAACCAAGGCACUCUUUCCCAUAGAAAGUAAUGCAAAACGGAUUAAUCCGUUCCAGACUUUUUUUAAAAAACCCCACCUAAAACAGCAAUUUAACAUGAAUUUUACUAUUUAAGGAGACCAUUGAUCCAUAAAAUGAAAGCAGUAAUCAAUGUACUGUACAGUGGUACCUCGGGUUACAUACGCUUCAGGUUACAGACUCUGCUAACCCAGAAAUAUUACCUCGGGUUAAGAACUUUGCUUCAGGAUGAGAACAGAAAUUGUGCAGCAGCAGCGGGAGGCCCCAUUAGCUAAAGUGGUGCUUCAGGUUAAGAACAGUUUCAGGUUAAGUUCUUAACCCGAGGUACCACUGUACGUGUAUGUGACAUGAAGUAUUUUAUAUAGGGGCACAUUCAAAAGUCCAUAUACGGUCCAUUCUAUCCAGGCCUAAGUGUUUACAGGAUUGCAUUGUUCGUACUUUACCCUUCUUACUUUACCCUUUAAUUACAGGAAAAGUUGGGUGCUGAAAGGAGUAAAGUUGCAUCUGCAUUUGAGCUGCUGCAUCAAUUUCUUGAAGAACUGGAACAGCCCAUUCUGGAUCAACUGAAUGAGCUGGAGCUGGAGAUUAAGAACGGGCAGGAGGAAAACGUUGCCAAAUACUCUAAGGCAGUUUCUGUCCUUGAGGACCUGAUCAAUGAGAUGGAGGAGAAGUGUAGGCAGCCGGAUAAGGAAUUCCUGCAGGUGAGAACAUGAAUUUGUCAAGAGGUUUUGACUGAAGACUAAAAUAUGUGGAGUCCUGCAAGUCCCGGAUUUGGCGGCGAUAAUAGAAUCCGUGGGUUAUUUUAUAGGCAGAGAAUUUUGUGAAGCCUUAAUGGCUGAACAAAUAUAUUGGGGCAUAAGCUUUUGCAGACUUCAUGAACUUUGCACUUUGCAGAGGUGUGAAGUGAAAUCUUAGUUAGCAGGUAUAUAAAUGAGAAAAUUGGAAGUGAAAUGGCAGUGAGGUGCAAAAUUUACAGUCAGUGAUAAUGAGAGCUUAAAUACAGAGGUACCUCAGGUUACAGACGCUUCAGGUUACAGACUCCGCUAACCCAGAAAUAGUAGCUCAGGUUAAGAACUUUGCUUCAGGAUGAGAACAGAAAUCGUGCACCGGCAGCGCAGUGGCAGCUGGAAGCCCCAUUAGCUAAAGUAGUACCUCAGGUUAAGAACAGUUUCAGGUUAAGAACGGACCUCCAGAACGAAUUACGUUCUUAACCCGAGGUACCACUGUAUGUUAAAUGGGCACAGUUUAAAACUUUUACAACAGCAGAUUGGUGAUAAUUGUUGAAUUACUGUUUUGCCGCCUGUAGUUAGGGAGCCAUUCACAAGAAAGUCACGGAUAGCACAGAUACAGGUUAGCACUGGAAAGCUAAUAACACAUACUGUGUGAUAGCAAACCUUUGUCUUGAUUAAAUCCACAAGUGACGGUAUUAAACUUCUUGAAGAAUCCUAAUUAAACUGUUUCACGUUGUCUUUAAGAUGCUGCAAGAUACUGUUUCAGUUCAAAAUUUGGUUCUUUUAGAAUUAGUGUUAUAUGGCAGCAUUGCCAAGUAUAUGCUAGCCACUGCUGCUAACAUGGCUCUGGUUAAUAGAUUGCUAGGUUCUCUGUUUCAAGAGAAUGGAAAAAGUAAACAUAGCCAUAUUGGUCCAUAAAAAAACCUGACAAAAUGAAUUUCCUUCCCGGAGGGCCUUGGUAUAACCCUAAACCCAUUUAGCACUUAUCAGAGAGCCUCAUUUGCACGUCUCCAACUACCUUCUGGGUGGCGACGCGGGUGGCGCUGUGGGUUAAACCACAGAGCCUAGGACUUGCUGAUCAGAAGGUCGGUGGUUCGAAUCCCCGCGAUGGGGUGAGCUCCCGUUGCUCGGUCCCUGCUCCUGCCAACCUAGCAGUUUGAAAGCACGUCAAAGUGCAAGUAGAUCAAUAGGUACUGCUCCGGCGGGAAGGUAAACGGCAUUUCUGUGUGCUGCUCUGGUUCGCCAGAAACGGCUUAGUCAUGCUGGCCACAUGACCCAGAAGCUGUAUGCCGGCUCCCUCGGCCAGUAAAGCGAGAUGAGCGCCGCAACCCCAGAGUCGGUCACAACUGGACCUAAUGGUCAGGGGUCCCUUUACUUUUACCUUUAACUACCUUCCACGUUUCAUCUUGGAAGGUUUCUUCCAUAUUCAUGGCUUCACCACCGGCCAUUCCCUUCUCACGCUUCCCCCUUGCUAUGUUUUGCCAUCUAGCCCGAUGAAGAGUUCUGGAGACCUGAAAGCUUGCAUGCUACCAUGUGAUGUUUGGGUUAGCCUGAUAAAGGGGUUGCUUAAAUAAUGGAUUUGGCGAUCCUCAACAUGUCUGCUCUUAAGAUUAGCUGAAGGAAGCAGAAUGGCCUCGGAAAGGAUUGUAUGUCCAUAAUGUGAAUUUCAUUUUCCUCUACUUUUUCACCCUUCUAGAAUGUCAAGGACACCUUGAGCAGGUAUGUAUGCGGUCCUUUCCAUCUCCUCCUUCUGUAAAGGGUCUGAGGACUGACUUCAUAUGUGCAUGUCCUGGGAUAGCUCAGUUGGUAGAAGAGCAUGAGACUCUUCAUCUCUGGGUUCAAGCCCCGCCUCGGGCAGAAAGAUUCCUGCAUUGCGGGGAUGACCCUCCCUUCCAGCUCUGCAAUGCUAUAAUUCUAGGUCCAUCUUCUGAGCACUGAAUGCAUGAUAACUUACAGCUAAAUGUGUGCAUUGGCUCCGCUGAAAACCAAAGCAGCUGGUUGGAUGUUGGUCGGUAAAGACUUGAAAUGGUGGCGAAUCAGCGAAGAUCAGGCUGGAGUUGGGGCACAGCGUGAAAUGAUCCUAAAGGUUGCUUACAAUAGAUGGUGAUACUUAUGCACAAACCCACAGAAUCUAGCAGUCCUGAGUCCCCUGGCUGAUGGAUGGUGGAAGAAUAGGCUCCUCUUUGGCUCUGCAGUCCCAGAGCUGAGUAGAUUUCCAGCAGGACGGGAAGUAAGCUCCCUGCAACAACUUCUUCUGUGACCAGUGAUUGGAGCCAGGCUGGUCAUCUCUUUGCUCUGGUGUUCCUCAGCUUUCAGUUCCGCAGUGCCAGAAGAAGUUUAAAUAAACCGGAUGUGUGAAGUAAGGGCUUACCCACACUUUCCAGGCUCAGGUCUCUGCUUAAAAGCUCUGGGUCCAAGCAUUUUUCCUUUUUUGUCCUGGAGUUUCCUUUAUGAAAACCGCUCUUUAGCUCUCAGUUGGAGCAAAUGUCAAUUUGGGCUUUCCGUGGAUUGCUAUUUGUUCCAAGUGAACUUUAAAGAGUGGGUUUUCUUUUUUCCAAAUAGAUUUUUAUUAAGGUUUAAAAAUAAAAAUACAAAGAUUACUAUCGAAUAUCGUUUUUGUCCCAACUGAAACAUUAAUCUAAAGGCAAAAAAGAGAAAGGAAAUAGGAGAAAGGAAAUAAGAGCGAGAGAGAGAGAGAAAGGAUGAUAUAGAGAAAAAAGAAUAGGAAAUGAUUUAAAAGAGUGAAAGAGAGAGUUGUUGAGAAGCUAAAAAACCUUUUUAAUGAUUUUAUUGAAGGUUUUAAACACACUGAGCUCUGAAUCCAAACAUGUUUAUAAAAAGAUAAUAAAACGCAUUAUAUCGAAGAAGAAUAAAGAGAAAGAAAAUAUAAAAUAAAAUACAGUGGUACCUCGGGUUACAUACGCUUCAGGUUACAGACUCUGCUAACCCAGAAAUAGUACCUCAGGUUAAGAACUUUGCUUCAGGAUGAGAACAGAAAAUCGUGCUCCGGCGGCACGGCAGCAGCAGGAGGCCCCAUUAGCUAAAGGCGUGCUUCAGGUUAAGAAGUUUCAGGUUAAGAACAGACCUCCGGAACGAAUUAAGUACUUAACCCGAGGUACCACUGUACUCAUGAUCCUUACAAAACACAAUUAUUAAAAAAUAUAAAGAGAAAAAAAUAACAAAGGAGACAUAAUUAAGAUAAUAGAAAAUAAUAGAAAAAUAAUUAAAAAGAAACACUAAAGAGCAGUUUUUUGUGGGGAAAGCCCUGGAACAAAAAAGAUAAAAGGUUGUUCAGACAUGGAGCUUUAAAGCUCAGACUGUGCCUGGAAAGAGCAGAGGAAAGUUAAGUGUGGAUGAGCCCUAAGAGUCAAUGCAGAGAGCAGAAAAGGGAAGAAAUGUGGGAGAUGACAAGAACAGAUCAGAGGAACCGAUCAAGACAGUGGAAACGGGAUUGAUGGUAAGAAGUCCGAUCAAAAGAGCAUUGGAUGCCAGAAAGCAUUUUGAUAAGGUGCAACAAGGGAAGCCUAUAGAAAACCUAGUUCCUAGGCUGUGUCUGCUCCUUAAUCCAAAGUUAUCUUGCCACAGAAUGCCUUCCAGAAUAAUUUCAGUGAGUUUUCCUCUUGCCUAGGUCUAAGAAGAGACCAUUUCCUUUGGAGGAGGUUCCUCCAGAUGUAAGAGAGAAACUCAGUGCAUUUUCUCAGAAAAACAUUUCCCUAGCAGAAACCCUGAAAAGAGUCAAAGGUAAAGGACAAUUGGCCAAAGUCCUGUUUCUCCAUCAUUUCUUGCUGUGGGCUUUCCAACUUUCUUACUGGGUUUUUCUCCUGACGGUCCUACACUUUUCCUCCUUCAGUGUAUUCGGAAUGUAUCUGGUUUUGUCAGUGGGGAGAUUAAAGAGCUGAGAGAAGUAUGCAGAAAAGACUCUCCUAAACCUAUACUUGAGUAUCAAUAUUAAACAGUACAGAUAAAUCUGUUUUACAUCAGGAACCUUAGGCAAAGGGAGAAUAAUGAUUUUGCACAUUGAUUCUGCCCCUCAGUCCCUGGUAUUUAACACGUAGGAUUCUAGACUCUCCUGUCUCUGAACUUCAGUUUCUUUCUCCAAUAUUUAGUAUGAAAUUGGAAGCCUUAUGUCAUAUUAUUUCCCCCCUUUUUUUCUAGAGUCUUUGUUACUUGAACUCCAAGAGAAAGAAGACGAUAAGAAGUCUUUAGAAAUAGGUGUGUAGAAAAACAAUUCAGAAAACGAUAAUAUGAAUGAUCCGAUUAUAUAAAAAUAAAAUACAGUGGUACCUCGGGUUACAUACGCUUCAGGUUACAUACGCUUCAGGUUGCAGACUCCGCUAACCCAGAAAUAUUACCUCGGGUUAAGAACUUUGCUUCAGGAUGAGAACAGAAAUCGCGUGGCGGCAGUGGGAGGCCCCAUUAGCUAAAGUGGUGCUUCAGGUUAAGAACAGUUUCAGGUUAAUAACAGACCUCCAGAACGAAUUAAGUUCUUAACCCAAGGUACCACUGUAUAAUCUGUGUGGUGGCCCGUGGAAUAAAAAACCAGUAAAACCAAAGCAAAAUGGUAUAAAAAUACUUGGUUUAAAGAAAGAAGAGCUUCCCCCAUGUAAUCUGUUCUCUGGCCGAAAAAUAGGUUAUGGGGUUGCAUGCAGCUAGCUUUUGUUCAGUCACACAGUCAUUAAUUUCAAUGGAUCAACUCUGAGUAAAAGUAAGUUGGAUGCAGCCCUACAGCAGCACACAUUUGGGGCUCUGAAUUUGCUAAGCAAGGAUAAAUUUCUGCGGCAUGGAAGCAACUUUGCAGGAAAUACAAGUACACUCUUGUGGCAUGUGCUGUUGUGUUUUCACACUGUGGGAGGAGGGCCAGGCCAGAGGAGUCCCUGAACAAGCUGCCCUCUGGCCCUGUGUGCCACCUUGGUAGAUCUUCCAUCAAGGACAUUAAGAUAGUGGCUGCAUCUAUUUUGUCUGGUCCUUCUCCAAUGGGUGUUGCUGCCUUUCCCUGUUGCUGCAUAUGGAUGCCUCCCUUCCCCCCAGAAGCUUACAGGUCCUCCAAGUACCCCUGUUUUCCAGGGACAGUCCUGGAUUUACAGAAGCCAUCCUGGUUUCUGAUUUGAUCCCGAAAUGUCCCACUUUCCCCUGCUUUUAUUGGAGAAAUGUUGGAGGGUUAUCCAACCCCCGAGCCAUCUGAAGACAGCCCUGUAUAGGGAGGGUUUUAAAUUUUUUAAAAAAUGUUUUCUUGUGUUUUUAUAUAUGUUGGAAACCACCCAGAGUGGCUGGGGCAACCCAGUCAGAUGGGCGGGGAAUAAUAAUAAUAAUAAUAAUAAUAAUAAUAGAGUCAUACCUCAGGUUACAGACGCUUCAGGUUGCGUUUUUUCGGGUUAUGGACCGCCGAAACCCAGAAGUACCGGAACGGGUUACCUUCGGGUUUCUGCGGUCGCGCAUGCGCAGAAGCGCCAAAUCGCGCUUUGUGCAUGCGGAGAUGCGCAGCUGCAGGUUGCGAACGCUGCGGGUUGCAAAUGUGCAUCCCGCACGGAUCACGUUCGCAACCCGAGCGUCCACUGUGAUAGGAUAGGACGUCCCUAUUUUCAUCAGAGAAACGUUGGCGGGUAUGAGCAGGGGCACUCGACAAAGCUCAAGUACAAGAUGUUAGGGCCCCGUGGCAUUAAAAACAAGAUGGCUGCCACCCCAGCUACUUUGCUCGCCACUCGCACUGAUAUAUUUUCAAAGUAUAAACACAAAUCAAGGCCAGGGGCUUGGGGAAGAGUCACAAAGGCCAGGCAGAGAGGUUUGUAGGCCUGCAUUUGGGGCCUGGGCCUGAGGUUCCCCACUCCUGCCAUGCUGGUUCCUAGCUUUGAAUGGCCAAUGGGUGCAGUCAGAUUAAAUGUGGCUCCUGUCAGUCUUGUGUCUGCCAGGCCCAAAAGACUGCAGGGUUCAGUGAACCCCAGGAUGAGCUGCGAUGGGUGACGGAAGCAGAAAGCAUUGUGAAAUCUUGGCUGUACAGAGAAGGCUGCGCAGGUGCGCGAGGCCUUGGCUGAUAAGGCAUUGUUUCCUGGCCCGGCGAGUGCUGACGCCACAAGACUGGGAGAGGUGCCAAAGUGACGUUUGUUUUGACAUUUAUUGUGGGUAAACAAAGAGUUCUGGGUCAGGAAUCUUUUAGGUUUAAAGUAGGUGAGCUGCAGGGAGCAUUGCAAGAUGUCAUUUGUAACAUACUGUGAUGUGCGACUAGUUUUUCUGCUUGUAGCCAACUAAAUCAUUGCAUAUACAGAACAGUUGCCACAAGCGCAGCAGAGCUUCCCUUUGACACAUACCCCAACUUGCUCUGCGUUUUCACCAACGCUACAGAGCAGAUUUUGGGGUGCUGUGAGGGGUGGAGAGAGACAGGAAGUUCUGCUGCACCCACAGAAGUCAUUCUGUGCACACAGUGAUAACAGCUGCAUGGAAGGAACCCUUCUGGCUUCCCUAGUUGCCUUGAUUCUUUAUCCGCAGUCCAUUUACUGAGCCUUCAGUUCAUUCCAGUUGCAAUAUUGAGCUGGUCUCUCUUACCUGUUCAGCCUCACCCACUGCAGUUCUGAAUCCCGAUUCUUUUCCCCCCAAUGGUGGAUUGGCCAGGGAGGUUAGCUGAGACUGGAAGCCACUGUGUUGAACCCAAAGGGGAACUGUUCCGGAAUUUGCUUACACCAUCUUGGUAGCCAAGAUAAUCCAUAACUAAUCUGUAGUCGCUAAAGCAAUGAGCCCAUAUAUUCACUCGCUUUGAUAUGAGCUAAUAGACUUGCUUUGAUUCGUUACCCUCAUCCAGGAAGCUUGGGGUGCUGGGCUCUGAGCCCAGAACAGGGGAACAAUCUGUAAAACCUGGGUAUUUGCCACGUAUGCCCUCAUCUGGGCAGGCGAAGUGUUGAGAAGUCCUAGACAAAGUGUAUAAAGAAUGUAUGCGUGUUUGCUUGGGUGCAGACAAGCCAUCUCCUUGCUCUGGUGUCCACCCCAAAUGUCUAACGGCUAGGAGACCUGGCAGACUUUAAGUUUACACCUUUUUUUAAUAAAAGGUGGCACUGAACUGGGACUGAACAUACAGAGGGAUAGCUCAGUUGGCAGAGCAUGAGACUCUUAAUCUCAGGGUCAUAGUCGAGCCUCACAUUGGGCAAAAAAUUACUGCAUUGCAGGGGGUUGGACUAGGUGACCCUCGUGAUCCCUUCCAACUCUGUAAAUCGUAAUUGUAUUUUCUCACUCUGGUGUUUUUGGCAUCCUUCAGUAUACCUCAAGUGUCAGCAAACUUUUUCAGCAGAGGGCUGGUCCACUGUCCCUCAGACCUUGUGGGGAGCCAGACUAUAUUUUGGAGGGAAAAAAAAUGAACGAAUUCCUAUGCCCCACAAAUAACCCAGAGGUGCAUUUUAAAUAAAAGGGCACAUUCUACUCAGGUAAAAACACCAGGCAGGCCCCACAAAUAACCCAGAGGUGCAUUUUAAAUAAAAGGGCACAUUCUACUCAUGUAAAAACACGCUGAUUCCCGGACCGUCUGGGGGCCGGAUUUAGAAGGCGAUUGGGCCGGAUCCAGCCCCUGGGCCUUAGUUUGCCUCCCCAUGGUAUACCUGUACCCAGCCGCUCCCAUGAGCAUUCCUUUGGGCAAGUGGUUCAGAACAGUCACCGUAAGGCUCAUGUGCCGCCUUUAGGUAAACAGGAGAUGUUAGUGGCAAGCCUUAACCCUCUGUUCCUCCUCUAUUUACAGCCAGUGUGACCCUGGAUCCAGGCACAGCGGGCCCCUACCUCAUCCUUUCGGACGACGGAAAAAGUGUGUGGUUGGGCGACACCCGUCAGAAACGCCCCAGCUCUCGGGGCCGGUUUAACUUGUACCCCUGUGUGCUGGGCUGCGAAGGGUUUGCCUCGGGGAAGCACUCCUGGGUGGUUGAGGUGGAGUCAGGCGGAAGUUGGGCUGUAGGUGUAGCUCAAGAGUCUGUGAAAAGGAAGAAGAAAAUCAACUUCCGGCCUGAACAGGGGGUCUGGGCUUUGGAGCAUUUGGGAGCCAAUCAUUACAGAGCUUUGACAUCCCCUCCCACCCCGCUGCCCCUAAGAAAGGCCUACAGAAGAAUCCAAGUGCAUCUAGACUACGAAGCAGGUCAGGUGACCUUUUUUGAUGCAGAGAAUGAAGACUUGAUCUUCGCCUUCCCAUCCAGCCGCUUUGCAGGGGAUAUAAUUCAUCCCUGGAUGUGGGUAGGGCUCCGGUCCCGGCUCAGACUGUGUCCCUAACUUUACAUGCACUUUGGAGUAAUGGAAGUUGAUGUCGUUUGGCCUGCGAGCGGAGAAAAAGCAUAUUAGGCUCAUUCACUUCCGUGCCCCCUCCCAAUGAAAUGUAUUGCAAAUCUGUAUUUUUCCAGACACUGGUGAGAGACUCCAGUUUCAGUGUGAACACAGCUUGUGUUUCAACUACUGGGAAAAUUGCACGAGAAUUUACUGGCCAUCUGAAAAGCUAUAAAAUUAUUGGAAGUUUCUGUUAGGCGUAGAAUAGGAUAAUGUUACCCACACAGGAAGGGAACAGGGUGGUGGCGGGUGUGGUUUUUUGUGUGGAUUAUACUACACAUUCCCAUGUGUUCUGGGCCAGCCUUUGCCAGCAUGAAACCCUCCAUAUAUCAGCUCCCUGGGGCUUAUGGGAAUUGUAGUCCAAAGCGUAUGGAGGGAGCCAGGUUGAUGGAGGCUGCUUCGAAUACUUAGUAUUGCUAGCUUGGCUGGGAACAGUGGACUUCUUGCAACUAGCCUGCACCAGAGGGACAGCUUUUGUACUUUAACGCAGCCCCAGACUAAAGUAGAUCUUCUUGCUGUUAAAAAAUAGUGCAUACAAAAUUUGGGGGAGAGCAAAUGGGAAAGGGGCAGCACCACAUCCCAUCUAGGAAAUAAGUUACUAGAUGUAAGAUACUGAGCCAUGAGGAUGAAAUAGCUCACUAAGGCCUGUACUCCCAGUUUGCUUCUGUGUGAGAUUCGGCGAAGAGUUUAAACCUCAGCUGUAAUGCAGUGACAGCAACGUAGCAUGGACCUUCUGAAAGAUGUUCUGUUUGGUUGGAUUUAGCACGUUAAGGGAGAUUUGUAGGGUUCCUUACAAUUGAGGGGUUAGAGGAGAACGAAAGCAGGGCAGCCGGGUAGGGUUUCUGCAACCAAAUCAUUACCGUGUCCUGUUAAGGUGAAUUAACAAUUCAUAACCGAAAAUAAAUGGUUAUAAUGUU
Messenger RNA from Podarcis lilfordi (Lilford's wall lizard), 15435 nucleotides. NCBI's taxonomy places the organism in Eukaryota, Metazoa, Chordata, Lepidosauria, Squamata, Lacertidae. The record is from the annotation of a GenBank genome assembly.